AUGGGAAUUGCAGACAAUGUUGACGAGUCGGACGUGGAAGACAUAGAUCUACAAGAAGAGGUAGACGGCGAUUCGUUGUCGUUAGCGCCACCACCUGCGAAUAUCUCACCGCUGUACUGUCUGCCGUUGUAUUCGUUGUUAUCGAGUGAAAAACAGCGCAAAGUUUUUGAACCAAUUCCGGAUGGGUGCAGGUUGUGUGUCGUGGCAACGAAUGUCGCCGAGACGUCGAUCACAAUCCCGGGUGUGCGUUAUGUUGUGGACAGCGGUUAUGAGAAACGACGUGUUCACGACCCAGUAACUGGCAUAUCGCAGUUCAGUGUUCAUCGAAUAUCACAGGCGUCUGCCGAUCAAAGGGCCGGUCGGGCGGGUCGCGUGCAGUCCGGUCAUGUUUAUAGGUUUGCGAUAUGUUCUUGA
Molecule: messenger RNA, 414 nt
Organism: Anisakis simplex (herring worm)
Lineage: Eukaryota; Metazoa; Nematoda; Chromadorea; Rhabditida; Anisakidae
Source: the annotation of a GenBank genome assembly